Molecule: messenger RNA, 4651 nt
Organism: Nannospalax galili (Upper Galilee mountains blind mole rat)
Lineage: Eukaryota; Metazoa; Chordata; Mammalia; Rodentia; Spalacidae
Product: zinc finger protein 420-like
Exons: 5
Coding region: 64-2907 (947 amino acids)
Biological process (GO): regulation of transcription by RNA polymerase II
Cellular component (GO): nucleus
Molecular function (GO): RNA polymerase II transcription regulatory region sequence-specific DNA binding; DNA-binding transcription factor activity, RNA polymerase II-specific
Source: RefSeq, a predicted model, not a curated record
UCUGUCUCCAGCCAUCUUUGGCCGUUUUCCCGUCCUGCGUUCUCUGUGGUUCCGGAGCCGUGAAUGUCUGCGUGGUGUCUGCGCCCUCCGACUCUGCUGCGGGAGGAGCGCAGUGAGGACGGGAUGUCCGGGAAUCAGGAGAUGGGCUCUGUAUCAUUUGAAGAUGUUGCUGUGGACUUCACUUGGGAUGAGUGGCAGUUUCUAGACACUGCACAGAGGAGCCUCUACAGGGAUGUGAUGCUGGAGAGUUACAGCAGCCUGGUGUACUUGGGGCACUGCACAAACAAACCUGAAUUGAUCUUCAAGUUGGAAUGUGAAUUUGGCCCAUGGAGUGUGUCAGAAGCCUCCAAGCAGAGCCUUCCAGGUGUUCACAAAGUGACCACUAAAAUGAAAAGCAUCUUGGAAAAUGACAGGCGACAUCUGUGGCAAGUUGGAAUCACCAACAGCAAGACAUCGAGUGAAGAGAUUGUUGACGCAGAUCUAAAAAUGCAACAGAUAAUUCAACAAAGAAAAGCCUGUGAAGGUACAAGAUGUGCGAAUACAUUAUAUCCAGAGACACACCACAGCACAGAUCAGAUGUCUAACAUAUGUAAGAAAGGUUUUAGUUAUAAAUUGGCUUUCACUCAAUAUCAAAGGCCUCAUAGAAUUGAUAAAUCCUGUGAUGGUAAAAAAUGUAGUAAUACCUCCUCCUUCAAGUCAGAAUUCACUGUAUCUUGGAAAUGUCAUACAGGUGUGAAUCCUUAUGAAUGUAAACAGAGUGGAAAAGCAUUCUUCUGCAAGUCUAACCUCACCAUGCAUCAACGAACUCAUACAGGUGAGAAGCCCUAUGAAUGUGAGCAGUGUGGAAAAGCCUUCCCCAGGAAGUCUUACCUCACUGUGCAUAAAAGAACUCAUACAGGAGAGAUGCCCUAUGAAUGUGAGCAGUGUGGAAAAACAUUCCACACAAAGUCUCACCUUACUAUGCAUCAAAGAACUCAUAUGGGGAAGAAGCCCCAUAAAUGUGAACAGUGUGGAAAAGCUUUCUACUCUAAUUCUCACCUCACUGUGCAUCAAAGAAUUCAUACAGGUGAGAAGCCCUAUGAAUGUGAACAAUGUGGAAGAGCCUUCCACUCUAAGUCUUACCUCACUGUGCAUCAAAGAACUCAUACAGGUGAGAAGCCCUAUGAAUGUAAACAGUGUGGAAAAGCUUUCUGUAAAAACUCUACUCUCCGGAAGCAUCAAACAACACAUACAGGUGAGAAGCCCUAUGAAUGUGAGCAGUGUUGCAAAGCUUUCUCCAGGAAGUAUCAGCUCACUGAUCAUCAAAGAACUCACACAGGGGAGAAGUGCUAUGAGUGUGAGCAGUGUGGAAAAGCCUUCUUCCAUAAGAAUAAUCUCACCGUGCAUCAAAGAACUCAUACAGGGGAGAAACCCUAUGCAUGUAAACAGUGUGGAAAAGCCUUCUGCAAAAACUCUUCUCUCCAGAAGCAUCAAAGAACUCAUACAGGAGAGAUGGCCUAUGAAUGUGAACAGUGUGGAAAAGUAUUCUACACAAAGCCUCACCUCACUAUGCAUCAAAGAACUCAUACGAGGAAGAAACCCCAUGAAUGUGAGCAGUGUGGAAAAGCCUUCUUCUACAAGAAUAAACUCACUGUGCAUCAAAGAUCUCAUACAGGUGAGAAGCCCUAUGUAUGUGAACAAUGUGGAAAAGCCUUCUACCACAAGUGUAACCUCACUGUGCAUCAAAUAACUCAUACAGGUGUGAAGCCCUUUGAAUGUGAACAAUGUGGAAAAGCCUUCUACCACAAGUCUAACCUCACUGUGCAUAAAAGAAUUCAUACAGGUGAGAAACCCUAUGAAUGUAAACAAUGUGGAAAAGCCUUCUCCAAGAACUCUUAUCUCCAGAAACAUCAAAUAACUCAUACAGGUGAGAAGCCCUAUGAAUGUGAACAGUGUGGCAAAGCUUUCUCCAGGAAGUGUCAGCUCAGUGAACAUCAAAGAACUCAUACAGGGGAGAAGCGCUAUGAGUGUGAGCAGUGUGGAAAAGCCUUCUUCUACAAGAAUAAUCUCACCGUGCAUCAAAGAACUCAUACAGGGGAGAAGCCCUAUGAAUGUAAACAGUGUGGGAAAGCCUUCUGCAAAAACUCUUCUCUCCAGAAGCAUCAAAGAACUCAUACAGGUGAGAAGUCCUAUGAAUGUGAACAGUGUGGAAAAACCUGUAAGUCUGCCUUCACUGGGCAUCAAAUAACUCAGACAGGUGAGAAAUCCUAUGAAUGUGAGCAGUGUGGAAAAGCCUUCUUCUCCAAGAAUGCAAUCACUGUGCAUCAAAGAAGUCAUAUAGGAGAGAAGCCCUAUCAGUGUGAACAGUGUGGAAAAGCCUUCUCCAUGAAGUGUCAACUCACUUAUCAUCAAAGAACACAUACAGGGCAGAAGCCCUAUGAAUGUAAACAGCAUGGAAAAGCCUUCUGCAUAAAGUCUCUCUGGAAUCAUCAAAGAACUCAUACAGAGAAGAAGCCCUAUGAAUGUGAGCAAUGUGGCAAAGCUUUCUCAAUGAAGUGUCACCUCACUAAUCAUCAAAGAACUCAUACACAUGAGAACCCCUAUUCAUGUGAACAGUGUGAGAAAGCCUUCUUCUACAAGUCUGACCUCACUGUUCAUCAAAGAACUCAUACUGGUGAGAAGCCCUAUGAAUGUGAGCAAUGUGGAAAAGCUUUCUCCAGGAAGCAUCAGCUCACUUUGCAUAGAAGAACUCAUACAGAAAAGCCUUAUGAAUGUGAACAAUGUGGAAAAGCCUUCAGGAAAUAUGAGGUCUCUGUGCAUCAAAGAAUUCAUAUAGGAGAGAAGCCCUAUAUGUAUAGGAAAGCCCUAUGUGUGGGAAAGCAUUCUGCUCCAAGUCUCAACUCACUGUGUAUCAAAGAACUUGAAUAGGUGAGAAGCUGUAUGAAUGUGAGCAUGGUGGUGCAAGGCUUUAAACCUAACCAGCAGAUCUCUGCAUUUGAGGCCAGCCUGAUCUGCAUAGUUGUUCAAGGUAAGUCAGGUGUAGUGAGAAUAUAUGUUAAGAAAAGCAAGCAAGAGCUCUAAUAUAGAAGAAUAUUGUCUUAACCAUAUUGAAAUUUCUGUCUCUUAGCUUGUGAGAAGCUUCAAGCAGGAUGAGAAACUCCCUUCCUUUCCCAUAUUGCCUUAACUCUCCCUGUUACUUUAUCAUGUUGAUUUUUUCCCUCAGACUUUCAUCUGUUGUUCUUAAUCACAUGUGGCCAAAAGUAUAUAUUCUGAUAUUUCUUCACUGCUGAACAGGGGUUUAAACCCUGUGUAACCAAAUUUACUAUGCAUGACAUAAAAAGUUACAAGCUUAGAGAUUGGAGAUUGGAGGAUCAUGAUUACAUUUCUUUGUAAGCUAGGAGUACAUAGUGAGACCAUGGCUCAAAAAGACAAGAAAUAGAAAGGUGUGAAAAUGAGAUUUGGCCAAGAGCAGCAGACCAGCAAUGAAGCCAGAGUGCUGUGAUGACAGGACAGCAGUAGGUGAGUCUGCUGUUAAUCUGGCCUUAUCCAUCCGAGGCACAACAUUCUGAAUAUGGCCUGCUCUGAUACAGCGGGGCUCCUCCUAACACCCAGAUAUGACAUAAAUUCUAGGGGGCUCAGUCUUUGAUGCUUUUAUGUUGUUCUUCCCCAGUGUGAGGACAUCAAGGUUCCAGUUUCCAUCACUAAACACUGCUUCAUUUCCUUUGCUCCAGACACCCUUUCCCCUCCCAAAUUUUCAUGCUUUACCAUUGAGUUUUCUCCCCAGUCCUUCGGAAAUUUCGCUUCCCAUCACAACAGGAGUGAUCGUCCAUGCACACAAGUCUCUGCCAGUCACUGUUUUAACUGCUCUUUGAAGAUGUUGGAACUCUCUAGCAAAAUGCACAAAACUGCACUGCAGUGUUAUACUUGAAAUUUGAAAUCCAUUGUUCUUGAAAUGCCCCCAUGGUUACCUUCCUGUUAUUCCCAGUGCCAUUUCUCCUCAGAUUUUUGUCUGGCUUUGGGUCAAACACAGUAAUUUAGCAUCCCCUCUCUUCUAAUACUUAACUAAAGGUACCAUGUACACACCUCCUCUCUGAACUAUGCACCUGGUAACCUGAACCUCCACUUGCAUUCCAUUUUAUUUUAGUCUUUUUGAGACAGGGUCUCCCUGUAGCCCCAGCUGGCCUGGAACUCACUAUGUGGACCAGGCUGGCCUUGAACAUACAGAGAUCUACCUGCCUCUGCCCCCGAGAUGCUGAGAUUAAAGUUGUGUGACACAAGUCCUAUUCAGUUGUCCUUUUGUGGCUGAGGAUGGCUGAUUUGGUUCAACUGUUUUUUUUAAAGUAAAUUUUGUCCUGAAAGUGAACUUUUAGGGGAGAAUUCCUGAAAUACUAUCUUAUGCCUAUGCAUAAUUGGGCAUGUACAAGAUUAAAAUCAGAUGCAUUGUGGGAAGGGACAUGUACCAUUGUGAAAUUAUUAAGAAACAAUCUUGUCAGUCAAAACAAAAGAUGACCCAAGCUACUCCCUAAAUACCCAAACUUCACCUUUCACACCCCAUAAAAAGUCCUGGGCAAUAACCAGUGGCACUAGAAUAUCUUCAUUCCUGUGGCCCAGUGUCAGUCUUGACACUAUCGGAUCUGUUUUUUUGCUUUGAAUAAAGUUUUUGCUUUACAUU